This is a messenger RNA of Megalops cyprinoides (Indo-Pacific tarpon), 630 nucleotides long. RefSeq names its product growth hormone 1 (gene gh1). Gene Ontology annotation, cellular component: extracellular region. The record is from RefSeq and is a predicted model, not a curated record. The transcript has 5 exons. Gene Ontology annotation, molecular function: growth hormone activity; growth hormone receptor binding. NCBI's taxonomy places the organism in Eukaryota, Metazoa, Chordata, Actinopteri, Elopiformes, Megalopidae. The coding region runs from base 1 to 630 and encodes 209 amino acids. Gene Ontology annotation, biological process: positive regulation of tyrosine phosphorylation of STAT protein; response to nutrient levels; animal organ development.
AUGGCAUCAGGGUUUAUUUUGUGGCCAAUCUUACUGGUUAGCAUUUCCGUGAGCGCAGUGGAGCCAAUCCCCUUGUAUAAUCUCUUCACCAAUGCGGUGAUCAGGGCACAAUACCUGCACCAGUUGGCCGCUGACAUCUACAAGGAAUUCGAGCGCAGCCUCCCACCCGAUGCCCACAGGCAGCUGAGUAAGAUCUCCCCGUUGGCUGGGUGCUACUCCGACUCCAUCCCCACCCCAACUGGAAAGGACGAGACUCAAGAGAAAUCUGACGGGUAUUUGCUGCGCAUCUCCUCUGCCCUCAUCCAGUCUUGGGUGUACCCCCUUAAGACGCUCAGCAAGGCCUUCUCCAACAGCCUGAUGUUCGGCACCUCCGACGGGAUCUUCGAAAAGCUGGAAGACCUGAGCGAGGGCAUCAAUGAGUUAAUGAGGGUAGUGGGGGAUGGUGGGGUCCACAUGGAUGAGUUGAGGAGGCUCACCUAUGAGAACUUUGACGUUAUCCUGAGAAAUGACGCCGCCCUGAUGAAGAACUAUGGGCUGCUGGCUUGCUUCAAGAAGGACAUGCACAAAGUGGAGACCUACCUGAAGGUCACAAAGUGCAGACGCUUUGUAGAGAGCAAUUGCACCCUGUAG